This is a messenger RNA of Notechis scutatus (mainland tiger snake), 2024 nucleotides long. The record is from RefSeq and is a predicted model, not a curated record. NCBI's taxonomy places the organism in Eukaryota, Metazoa, Chordata, Lepidosauria, Squamata, Elapidae.
UGCGGGGUGAGAGAAGAGGGAGAGAAGGGAAUUGUAGUCCAUCUUUGCUGGCCGGUUUGUCGGAAUGCUACGGACUUACCUCACGUGAGGGAACAAAAUAUUCUACGAACUAGAAGAAUAAAGACCUGUUAUAUGGAUUCUGUAAAAGAAUUUUACAUAGGUAGAGUGUGGAUACAAUGUGAGAACAGAAGCUGUUUAAAAUGGAGACUGUUACUGAAAGAUGAUGCAGGAAAUAUUGAUUCUAAUGCACCAUGGUACUGCUAUAUGAAUAUUGAUACACAGUUUAAUAAAUGUUCUGUUGCUGAAGAAUAUUUUCCCAAGGAGUCUCAAUUUCAAAAACAUGGAUUAAAAUAUAUUUAUUCUAAGUUUCCAUUAGGAAGCUUGGUUCUGGCAAAAAUGCAAACAUGGCCAAGAUGGCCUGGCAUUCUUUCUCCUGAUCCUAUUGAUGGACAGUAUGUGAAAUACGAUUUUAAUGGACAUGUUGAAAGUCAUCAUGUAGAGUUUCUGGGGAAUCCCCAUUCCAGGAGUUGGACUUCCAUAAAAUACAUUGAUCCUUAUCCCAGUUCAUUUAAGACAGAUGAAUGUAAGAGGAAAAAAGCCUGGUAUAAAAGUGCAUUGGAAGAGGCAAACAAAUUACUUGCAUGUUCUACUCAGCAAAGGCUCGACAAAUGCUACCUAUCAAAAAAAGAUACAGUAAAUGGUGAAGCCAAAAGAAAAACUGAUAAAAUAGAACAUAAAAAAAUGAUUAAACAUUAUACAAAAAAAUAUGGGAAGAAAACUAGCUGUAGAAAUGGAAGAAAACAAAGAAUGUUAACAUUUCCUUGCAAAAUAGCAAGAUCAGAAGAUAUCCUAUCAAGAGAAAGUCUAGUUGUAACAGAGACAAAAAUUAUAUUGAAAGAUUUGGACCAAAUUCUCAGUCAAGUCUUAGUCACUUCCAAACCUUCUUUGGAAUCAUCUGGGAAUCGAGAAGACAAUAUUGAAAGAGAAGAGAUACUUAACUGCUAUUCAGAAGCUAGCAAAGAAAGAAGACCAAUGGAAAUCAGCACUGAAGAAGACUGUAUUAUAAUUGAUGGGAAAGCUUUUGUGGCUGGAGAAUGCAUAGAGAGCAUAACUGAACAGUUUAAAGAAAUAGAUUAUUUAAUGACUGACUUCCAAGGCAGCUUGUAGCAACAAUAAGAGAGAAUCUGUUAUACUGUUUAUAGCUUUAGAAAACAUCCUUUUUCACAUAUAGUGGGAGAAUCUUAAAAGCAGUUUAACAAUAUAGAUUACAUGGAGUUAGAUUUACUUUAACAAGGGGACAUAUUUGUUGCUAAAACUGACAUCCUAUGUAGUCCAUAUUACUGUAUAAAUAUAUAAGUGAAAGUUAAUUGCAAUGUCAUGUACUUUUCGAUAUUUUUUUCUGUAAAAAUCAGAUUAAAAAUAAAGAUUAGUCAUACUUCAAUCUCGAGAGUUUUUAAGAUUACUUUGAAUUUCUGAAGCAUUCCAGCAAAUCAGUUUAUGUAUAAUUUUUCAGGAAGUCAUUAUGGAAAUUCAAUACCGUAAGAGUUGUAAUUGGAAGCCUCAAUUUUAAAUAAUUAUAUGAAUUUCUUUGUUAAGAUUCAUUGAAGGAUCACACCAUAGAUCCAUAAAUAUACCUCUAACUGGGCUGUUUUCAACAGAGCUAUCAAUUUGCUGUAAACUCUGUUUAUUCCUACCUAGAGCAGGAACUAUUUUCUCAUAUAGCCAUAGAGAAUAGAAAAUGGAUACUCUGGUGUGCUUUCCUAUUAGGCAUGAAAUUAGUCUCAUAUGUCUCUCAUAAACUUCUGAUUUGAAAAAUGUGUACUUAGAAAGAUCAUUGAAAACCAGAAGACCUGUCUGUAUAUGAUUUAGUUUUAUCACAACCUUUUUGUUCUAAUAAUUAGGAUUACAGUUUUGACAUUUCAUUUAAGCAAUCUAGAAAAGUUGCCAUUCUUGCUCAUUCAAUUUCAUUUAUAACAGGCAUAUAAUAAGAAAUACACUUUUGGACAUUUAUUUUAACUACACCA